GCCAGUGGAACUCCUUUGCAAGGCUGGGCUGUAACUUGAACCCCAGGAGCUGUAAGAGAGGGAGAAACUGAGGGGGAAAGACACUGGGCAAGAAAGAGGAAAAUAAAAAGGAGGGGGAGGGAAGGAAUGAAAGGCAAAGAGAGAGUAAUGUCAGCUGAGUUCAGAAAGUAAACAGAGGCACAGACUGCAGCAUGCUGUCUGCGGGACAGGAACAACAGCUGGGGCAAACCCAUGGGAACAUUCGGACAAUCCGACUGACCAACACCUUUAUGUCCAGAAGAGAGGGCUGGCUCCUCUCUGUCUCCCUUAUUUUCAUCUCUUUGCCCUUGGGGACAGCAUGGCCUUACGAUUACAGGUACUUGUACAACCACUGCCCAGGUCCAGAGUGGAGCGUUAUGUGCAGAGGCUGCUGUGAGUACGACGUUAUCCGCUGUAAGUGUCCCCUCCAGGGUACUCAGGUUGGCUAUGCUGUGCCCUGCUGCCGCAAUGCAAUCAACGAGUGCGACCCCUGUAUCAUCCAUCCAGGAUGCAGCAUUUUUGAGAACUGUAAGCGUUGUAACAACGGAACGUGGGGGCCCCAAGAUAACUUCUUUAUUAAUGGAAAAUACUGCGCUGAGUGUCGCCCCGGCUGGUCUGGAGGAGAUUGCAUGAAGUGUGGAGGAGUUAUCCGUAAACGGCAGGGCCAUUUGGUUCUUGAGAGCUACCCCAACAAUGCAAGGUGUGAGUGGACCAUACAAGUGGAAAAACCGUUUACUAUUGAAAUCAGGUUCAUGAUGCUGAGUCUGGAAUUUCACCCUUCCUGUCGCUAUGACUUUGUAGAGGUACGUGAUGGAGACAGCAUCAACUCUCGUGUCAUUGGUAGAUUCUGCGGGAACAAUCGACCUGCCGCACUCCAGAGCUCUGGCAACACUUUGCACAUUUUGUUUGUUUCUGAUGGUUAUAAGAAUUUUGAUGGAUUCUUCGCUACUUUCCAAGAAAAUUCAGCUUGCAGCUCAUCCCCUUGCCUGCAUGAUGGGACUUGUAUUCUGGACACUUCUUACACUUACCACUGUGCCUGUCUAGCUGGCUAUACAGGGGAAGAGGUGUUGGUGGGAUGCCACAGGCCUCCAGUGCCCAAACAUGGUUCUACAGAGGGCCUGUUUCUACAUUCUGGUUCUCGCAUCACUUACCGCUGUGACCCGGGCUUUGAACUGCGGGGGUUUCGUACUGCCAUCUGCCUGACCGAUGGCACCUGGAGUGCAACAGCACCUGAAUGUGUGCCAGUGGAAAGAGUCUGUACUUUACCACCCAAGCCAGUAAAUGGUGACCACCUGUUGGUGUAUGGACCAAAUGAUGUCCUCAUAGCACUCCAGUAUAUGUGCAACCAGCCCUAUGAACUCAUUGGGAUCUCCCAGAGAACCUGCCUCCCAAACAACACCUGGAGUGGGACUCCUCCUUUUUGCUCUAAAGUGAAUAACACUCUAACUGAGUCUGAAAAAGAUAAAAAUAAAGUGCAAGAGGCAGACACUGGCAAGGGAGUAGAUAUAGAGAGUGAGAAAGAUAACAGUAAAGCUAAAGCGAUACCUCAACAAAACACAACAGAAAAAGGAAGUGCUGGCAGGGAAGAUAUAUACUCUUGGGUAGAGAACACAACAUCAGUGGACACUGAAGAUAAAUACACUAAAACAGUUCCAGAAAAUACUGUCGACACAGGUAAGGAUGAAGGUGAUUUAGAAGAAACAAAUACUGGAUCAGAGAGGCCCAGCGAAGACAAAAAAAUUGAAGUGGAUCCUAAAAGCACUGACAGCAGGGAUAACACAGUUGAGGAAAAAGAACCAGAGGGACCAAAGGCACCAGAGAAAAAGGAAGAAAGUUCAGACCCUGAGCCAGAGAAAGGGAAGGCUAACACCACAGAAAUAGUGCCAAAAAAAGACAAAGGGCAAGAAGAGAAGCAACGAAAAGAUGAACAAAUUAAUGGAAAGAGAGACCCAGAUAAAUUUGGCCCAAAUGACACAAAACUGAAGACGAAUGUGUCUGAGGGUGACACCACUGCGGAAACAUUUGAGCUGGAUUUGACAAAGAACAGCACAAACUCUCCGAACUCAAAGGAUGCAAAGAAAGAAAAUAACACCACUGGAUCUCCGACGACAGUGAGGAAAAUUGAUCCCUCUCGAAUUAAUGUGACACAGUACACUUUGUACAGAGCAAAUGGGGAAAAUGGGAAAACAAAGGAAAAAUCUCUUACUACCAAAGACGAAACCGAAAAAGAUUCCUUAGAAAAAACUAAGGAGUUGGAAAGAAAGAAGGAAGAAAGAGAAAAAGACAAAGAAGUCAACCAAAGCCAAACAGAGAGGAGGUGUCCUCCUCUUCCCCGCUUGUACAACGGCUACCACCAGGUGGUGCCAGGGUUGGAUCUAGAAACUAUGGAGUUUAUGUGCAACCACUCAUAUGCUCUCAGCGGCAAUAAAAGGCGAACCUGUCAGCCAGAUGGUACCUGGAGUGGCAAGCAGCCCUUCUGUCUCAGAGCAUGUCGAGAACCCAAAGUAUCAGAACUGGUCAAGCAAAAAAUUUUGCCACCACAUGUACCGUCCAGGAAGACGAUCGUCCACAGGCUCCUUUCCUCUGCAGUCAACCAGAAGCUCCAGGCUGUGGGGCCCACUAAAAGUUCCCCAGUGCUUCCUCAGCUAUCCCAGGGCUUCCAUCAUCUUUACACCCAUAUUGAGUAUGAGUGUGCUUCUCAGUAUUAUCAUCACUUUGGCAGCGCUCGGCGCACAUGUUUAAAGACAGGGAAAUGGAGCGGACGCCAUGUCUCAUGUUCACCAGUCUGUGGGAAACAUGUAAACUUUGACCCAGAGAGGCCAGAAGAGGCUCACUGGCCCUGGCUGGCGGCCAUAUACCGCCGCUCCCUCAAGGAGACCGAGACUAAGGUGACAAAGGGAAGCAACCAGGACGAAACACUGAAGAAAGAUGCUGGAGACAGAAGUAGCAACCUAAAUCAGGCCUCUGACUGGCAGCUUGUCUGCAGCGGGGCUCUGGUUAACCAAAGGAGUCUGGUAGUUGCAGCUCACUGUGUGACAGAGCUUGGAAAGAUGUAUCCUGUGGAUACAGCCACCAUCAAGGUGGUCGUUGGGAAGCACUAUCGCAAUGACCGCAGGGAAAAUAAGGGUCCUCAACACCUCAGGGUGAGCUCCAUUGCUGUGCAUCCAAAUUACGAUCCUAAUAUUCUUGACUCUGACAUUGCUGUUAUCAAGUUAUUAGACAAGGCAAGAAUUGGAGAAAAAGUCUUGCCGCUCUGCCUGUCAGAGAACGAGGAGGAAGAGGUUACAUCAGAUCAAGGGCUUGUGACAGGCUGGUCUCCAUUGCAGGAUUCUAGUUUGGGCCUUGAGGAAAAGGCAAGGGUUGGGCUGGUUCACCUUGCUGAUAUAGUCCCGUGUGAGCAUCAGUAUGCCCGUAACGGUGUGCCGGUCAGUGUUACAGACAAUAUGUUAUGUGCAAGCCAAAAACCUGACUAUGGUCCAUCUAACAUAUGUCCGUCUGACACUGGGGGCAUCCUUGUCCUCCCUGCCAACUCUGGGAACCAGGUCAGCUAUAAUUCAAAGUUCUCUCAGGUGCAAAAGGACAACAGAGGCUUGUGGAGACUCCUGGGACUGGUGAGCUUUGGCUAUGAUCAGGGGGAAUGUGAUCCUGAACUCUACACAGUUUACACACGUGUGGAUAACUUUAAAGACUGGAUUGAGAGCAACAUCAAAUAAAGACCUGGCCUCAGAGUACUCAUUCUGUCCAAUGUCUAACGCAAAAGGGCAUUUUCCAAGUAAAUGCAGACGCAACACUGGACAAUAUAAUGCUUUAAGUGAAUUGGCGUGGUAGCAAACCUAGAUGUGUUAAGCAAUUACCUCUUCCUCUGAAUAGCUCAAAGUUUGGGUGCCUUAGACUAAUGUUAAGACUUGAAAAUGACCAGAAAACAAUUCAGAUGAUCAUUCUAACUAAUAAAGGUUUGGAUUGUAAUAUCUAUUAAGUCCGUGUUCUGAAUAAUAACAGAACUAAUGGUGCAAAAGAUGUAUAUAAUGUAUUAAAAGACAUAAUGUAAAAUGUUGCAUUUUUUUAAUAAAGAAAAUAGUGUGUUAAAAGGUA
This is a messenger RNA of Xiphophorus hellerii (green swordtail), 4110 nucleotides long. RefSeq names its product peptidase domain containing associated with muscle regeneration 1b (gene pamr1b). Gene Ontology annotation, molecular function: serine-type endopeptidase activity. The record is from RefSeq and is a predicted model, not a curated record. Gene Ontology annotation, biological process: proteolysis. NCBI's taxonomy places the organism in Eukaryota, Metazoa, Chordata, Actinopteri, Cyprinodontiformes, Poeciliidae.